Messenger RNA from Fundulus heteroclitus (mummichog), 1412 nucleotides. RefSeq names its product lipopolysaccharide-induced tumor necrosis factor-alpha factor homolog. The record is from RefSeq and is a predicted model, not a curated record. NCBI's taxonomy places the organism in Eukaryota, Metazoa, Chordata, Actinopteri, Cyprinodontiformes, Fundulidae. The transcript has 4 exons. Gene Ontology annotation, molecular function: zinc ion binding. The coding region runs from base 194 to 451 and encodes 85 amino acids.
GCAACACCUAACAUUUGGACGCAGAUCAGGGAAUGGAAGAAACGUAGAAGAAGAGUGAAAACAGUGAGUCUCAGUUUUGUCCCUCCGAGCAUCUCGUGACUCCAAUAAAGAGGCGGCACCGCCUUGCACAACAUCCACUUUGUGGGAUCACUGGCCACUCAGAAGCCAAGAACCGGCCGACACAGACUAAAACAUGUCAAAUAUUCCAGUGCCUGUUGUGACAGUGGGCCCUUUAGGAGACAAUCCAGUCCAGAUUGUGUGUCCAAAAUGCCACCAGAUGGUCCUCUCUAAAGUGGAAUAUUCUUCUGGAUUACUCACCUACCUUUUCUGUGGAGGACUCUUCCUCUGUGGCUUCGUUUUAGGAUGCUGCCUCAUCCCGUUCUGUGUGGACCGCCUGAAAAAUGCCAAGCACACCUGUCCCAACUGCAAGACCGUCCUAGGGAGUGUAUAAACGCUUAUAGGCGAAAUGGCAGAGCUACGCUGCCGGCUCAUGCAUAGGUCACCCCGAUCCUAAAAUAAAACAGAUCUAAAACAACCUUUUUUGUUAAAUCAGCUGAGAAUUUUAGCCAUUUUUAAACACUUGUAAUGAGUGUAAGAAAUGAAUUGCAGUGAGACGUUUUUUUUUAUUCUGAUUUUGACAGAGAUGCUACAAAGACGGAUGGAUGUCGUCUAAACUCUCAAGACAACUUGGACGCUCUUGUUAAUGUAGAGCUUUUGAUAAAAAAAAAAAAAAACAUUUUGGCUUUUCCUGCAAACAUUAAAUGAUGUGAUUGUUACAAAUGUUCACUCUUUUGACCACAAGUAAAAAUGGGAGCAAUAAAUAGUUUUUCAGUAGCUUUUUAUUAUUAUUAUUAAUCCUAGAAUGAAACUUUAAGUUAAGCCUUGUUGAGGAUACAAGCUCUAAGGCGGGAGCAUUUAGAUAAACACAACAGAUAAGACAGAAAAUGUCGCCUUGAUUUUUCUAUGUGACUCUAUAACAAAUGUAUAAUUUUUGACACAAAUAUUUCUGUGAGCUCUACCUCUUCAGCAAAGUCAGUAUUUUCCUGAAUAUACAAUUUACCACAUAGAAAUGAAUAUAUUUUACACACCCUCCAUAAAACUUCAGAAAACACGAGGAACAUGUAUUUUUGGUCUAAACGCAUUAAUUACAAUACAAAGGAAAUUUGAACGCCUGAUGUAUUUUUGUUUUUUUUAAAUCAACCAACAAAGAUUUUCUUUUUUUUUAAAUGUGAAGUUUGCUCACGUUUACCUGUAUCAGACUUUAAUUGUUUUUUUUGGUGUUUUUUUUAAAUCAUAUUUUUAAAAGGAGGUAGAUAAUUGUUGUUUAGCCUAAUUUUUAAGUCUCAAAGUAAACUUUUGUUCAACCCUUUGCUGUGAAAAAAAGUUUUAUUUUCUUUUUGUUAUGAAAUUGG